Orussus abietinus is the source of this 2574-nucleotide messenger RNA. RefSeq names its product coiled-coil domain-containing protein 170. NCBI's taxonomy places the organism in Eukaryota, Metazoa, Arthropoda, Insecta, Hymenoptera, Orussidae. Bases 1 to 2334 code for a protein of 777 amino acids. The record is from RefSeq and is a predicted model, not a curated record. The transcript is spliced from 15 exons.
AUGUCCACCCCCGAGGAGGCUAGGGACGCCCCAAGAAACGCCGAAGAGGACCUCAAGAUCUUCGAGACUCUUUGCAUCUCGCCCCCUCAGACGGAUGAUGCGAUGGCCCACGACGUGACGACCACAUUGAGAAGCGAAUUGGCUGUGCUGGAAUACAAACGCGACAAACUUCUGUCGGAUCUGCAAGAGAUGAAAUCCGCAGUCAGAUCGCGGGACCAAAGGGUCACGGAGCUGCAGAUGGAAGCAGACCAACUGAGGGAACAAUCGGCUCGGCAGAAUGCAGUCAUAUUGAGUCUGAAGAAGAGGAUCCAAGAGCUGGAAGACAGGGAGAGAAAUUUGUACGCCACUCAGGGCAGGUGCGAAAUUACUAUUCAAGGCUUGCAGAGGGACGUAAAGUACCAUGAGGACAAGGUCAGGGAGUACGACAAGAAAAUUCGACAACUGGAGCACAACCUGGCUGGUGAGAUUCAGCUGAAAGAGAGGGCCAGGCUGAAUUUGCAGGAUUUCGUCCGCAGGCUGGCCCACGCUCUUGGGGCAGAAUUUUGCGAGAGCACUCAUCACACGCCUGACGUCGUCAUCCACAAAGCCGAAGAACUGGUCCAGGAAGUGAAUCGACUUAGAACGAAAUGUACAAACAUGGAAACGCACCUCGCAGGGCUCGAAGCUGAUUUUCGAAGUUGCCGAGACACCUUGGAUCGCGUCGGGGCAGAAAAGGAGCAACUGCAGAGACAAGUCACGACAGACUUGGUGGACCUCGAUCGACUUCGUCAGGAGAAAGAAUGCCUCGAAAUGCAAUGCAGAGUCGCGGAAAGAGAGGUGAACGAGCUUCGCGACAAGUUGGUAAACGCAAAUAGGAGUAUAACAAACGCCACGAGCAAUAUCUCUAACCAAGAGGCUCUGAUUUGUCAAUUAAGAGAGGAGUUGAAGUGCAAGGAGGAAAAAGUGCAACGCACCCACAAUGAGAAUCGGCACAUUUUGGAGUCUCUGGCGAUUCUUCUCAGCAGUCCUAACAGGUUCGUCGAGUCCUGCGAAAACGCGAUCAAGGAUCGAAUCAGGGAGCUCCUGAACGACAACAAGGACCAAUGCCUGAAAAUCCAAGGACUGAGAGAGAAGGUGAAUUGUGCAACCGAUACUGCCAAUCGACAGACGGAAUUGACCGAUGCGACCAUGUCGAAAAUUCGCUGCCUCGAGGACGAGAGAUCCGUUCUGGAAACGAAACUUCACAAACUGGAAUCCGAAUUGACCAGUUGCGAGCUUUCCAGGGAAAAUCUGCGGCGAGACAAGCAAUCGUUCCUUUCGUUCAUGGAGCGUCUUGGUAAGACCAUGCAAAUGGACGAGAUUUCGCAAGAUGUCGGAUUGGAUUUGCAAAUGGACUCGUUGCUGGUUCGUGCCGAGCAAUUGGCCCGUCUCGAGACGGAUAAAUUAGUGGACAAGCUAAUGUGCUGCAACUACACGACGUUUCCCAGGAUUCGACGGGAGAGGUCGUUCAACGAGCUUCCUUGCCUAAAAGAAACUUCAGUGGUUUAUCAACUUCAAAGGCGGGUUAGAACCCUCCGAGAACAGUUGCAACGUAGGGAUCUUCAUCUGGACCUGCUGCGCAGGAAAUUGUCUCUUCAGGAAGAUAGCGUCCGGAUGAAAUCAAUUUUACAGUCCGAAAGGGACGAGGCGAACCUUCGGGUGAAGAAACUGAUGAAGCAGCUGGACCGCCUGCAGUUGCAACUGAACGACGAAAAGGCGAGAAAUCGAGAACUCAGUGCCCAGCUGGCCGAAGCGGCGGAUUACAAAAUCGCAGCGCUGGAGCGCAGCAGGAAAAUCGAGGAGCUGCAGAAGCGACUGGUGGAGAGCGAGAUGUUGAGGACCCGGUACAACAGAAAGUUGACCAUGUUAAAAGACCAAGUGCGAACCACGUCGGAAACCGCUGAGCAGGAAAGGUCUAUCAACGAUCAUUCCUUGCAGCUGCUAAGAGACGAACUCGCGCAAGUGAAGCAAAACUUGUCCGAAGUCAACAGGAGAGAGUCUCAGCUGCAAAGCUUCCGGGUCUCCGUGGCGAAGCUGCUCUCGGAGCCGAUUUGCUCGCCGGAUUAUGAGAUCAUUUCAAGGCUUCAAAAAUUGGUGUCUGCACACCGCGACUUCACGAUGCUCUCCAGGAGAUACGACGAGCCCUUAGAGACGAGUCCUUCAAGAUGCACCAGUAUCCAUCCAACGCAUCCUCCGAGAUCGCCAGGAUCGAGAUGCACGAGAUACGACGAUAGCGGGUUCACGGAUCCUCCGGAUCUCCAGGACAUGGACGACGACUACACGAAGAGGCCAGUCAGGAGUAGCCUACUUCCGUGACACCGGACAAAAUUUAAGUUUUAAGAGUAUCCAAAAAUCGACACUUGCCGAUUGUCCUUCCAGGACGAGCCUUUCCGUGGGUCUUCCCGUCCACGAAUAACUAUAAUUUAAUUAUAUCUUGUACAUAUCUCGUUCACCGUAAAGCGCGCCGUUUACAGUCUCGUAAACGGGUGCCUUAUACAGGGAACCGAAAGUGUUCAGCUUUUCUGCCGUGUAAAUAAAUCAUGCUUUCCUCCGCCA